CAGCACACACACCGCCGCCGCCGCUGCCGGACGACGGCCGGAAGAUGGCCUCGCUGGCGAUCCCCGACGAGCUACUAGUGGACAUUUUCCUCCGCCUCCCCACCCCAGAGGACCUCAUCCGCGCCUCCGCCGCCUGCGUCUCCUUCCGCCGCCUCGUCGCCGACCGCUCCUUCCUCCGGCGCUUCCGCAAGAUCCACCCCCCGCCCCUCCUCGGCUUCCUCGACUCAGGUCGGCACCUCUUCCACCCCGCCGUGCCGCCUCACCCCUCCGCGCCGGCGGCCAGCGCCGUCGCCCUCGCCGCCGACUUCUCCUUCGCCUUCCUCCCCGCCCCCGCCCGGGACUGGUCCGUGCGGGAAGUCCGCGACGGCCGCGUCCUCCUCGACAGACCCCGCCGCCACGACUCCGUCGAUGGGUUCGGAGCCCUCUUCAAGGAGAUGGUGGUGUGCGACCCCUUGCACCGGCAGUAUCUCCUGCUCCCCCAAUCCCCGAUGACCUAGCCGCUUCGGUCGUGGACCAACUCCUGAUACAAGGGCAUUGCUUGGCCGAGACCUUCCUCGUCCCUCCCGGCAACGGCGACGAGGAGGAGGAGGGGACAUCAUUCCGGGUGAUCUGGAUGGGGCUGUUUGAAGCUAAGCUAGUGGCCGCUGUCUUCUCUUCCGGCACAGGGAAAUGGCGAGCCUUUUCAAGCGAGUUGUUGCUGGGCUUCCUGUUAUGGUCGUGGAUGGAUCUCUUCAUGUCGCGCCAUUAUGCACAUGGUUGCUUCUACUGGGUUUCAGGUUCAAUUGAAAAGUUGCUAGUGCUUGACAUUCAGAGGAUGGAGUUCUCCAUGGCUGACCACCCACCCUGUGCCAGAGCUUCGAGCGAUGAUGUGGCCAUCGUGGAGGCAGGCCAAGGCAUGAUUCGGAUGUUUGGGCCUAAACACGACACAUCUCGCCUUAAAUAUAACGUUUGGCGAAACAAUGCUGGGAUUUCUACCCAGUGGCAGAUGGAGGAGAGGACGUUCUCGCUGGAUUCUAGGUCCUUGCUCACGGGUGCGGUGGGGAGGCACUUGCUCCUGUAUCAGUGUGGAAGCUCGUCGGUCCAGACAGGUGGUUUCACGCUCGACGUCGACACAUCCCAGGUUGAGAGGGUGUGUGCUUCAUUUCCCGCACCGUCACACGUAUAUUGCAACUUCCCACCAUCGUUAUUAUCGUCACCGACAGUGUCAAGUGGCGCACGCCAUGCUGACGUCCAGGGAGCUGGGGAAUCUGUGCCAGUGCCUGAAGUACAGGAAGCUGGCCCUGGGGGCGCGCAAGGAACUGUCCUCCCAGUGGUCGUUCAAGUUUCAAACCACUUGUUCGUCGUCGUCAACGAUGCCGAGGCGCGUCGUGCUGUGGCGAGGGAAAGGAGGACAGGUCUCACUUCAUAAGUUGCCUUCAGUUUUCUUAAAUGUCAAUCACAUUACUAAGCCUUCCAACCAUUCUCAUAUGAAGGUUUUCAUAUAUAACCCAGCGAGAGACUAAUAGUUGCGUACCGUAAAAGAGAGCAACUUCAGCCUCAGUAGUAGUGUGCAACAUCAAGUGAAAUUGUCAGACAACAACUGAGCUUGUGUCCAUGUAAUGGUGUAUCCUUGUGCAUAUGCAGGCACACACCAUGCUGCUGAUGUCCAGGGAGCGGGGAGCGCUGUGCCGGUGCCCCAAGUGGAAGAAGCUGACCCUGGAGACGUGCAAGGACCUGCCCUUGCAGCGGCCGCUCGAGCCCCAAACCCCUUGCUCGCCGUCGACAGUGAUGCCGGCGGCGCUGGGGCUGGACCUGUGGGGGGUGCAGGGGCUGGUAGCCGAGCUAGAGAGGGCGCACGAGGAGACAAGGAGCCAGAGUAGCAGUACCAAUGCGUCCACGACGACCAAGGGUGUCAGAGGGUUGGAUGAGUGACUCGUCCUUUUUGUAAGUUUGUUGUGUGUUGGUCGCUGGUUAUGAGGUUGAUGAGCAAGGUUGGAUUGCAAAGCUUUCACCAUUAGCUGCCCUGUUGGUCGCCGUGCCAUCGUCGAUUUUGUUGCGGUCUCGACUCAUUAGCUGCAUUGCGUGGCUGUGGGACGUCCCACUGUUGUGAGGCAACGCUCAUCCAUGGUGUAUAAGAUUGGUAUUCAGCCCCCACUGUUGUGAGUAGACAUUCAUCUGAGUUAGCAUCAAGUUUUUGUGUGAUAGUAAAAUCAAGGUCAUUUGCCUGUGGCACCAGUUUUACUAGACUCUGGAAUGAGUUGAGUAGUUGUAGUGGACUUUGGAAUGAGUUGAGUAGAAACUCCCAGUGGAAAACAAGUCCAGCUUUGGAAUUGUUAUGCAGU
Triticum aestivum (bread wheat) is the source of this 2321-nucleotide messenger RNA. RefSeq lists its product as uncharacterized. Lineage: Eukaryota; Viridiplantae; Streptophyta; Magnoliopsida; Poales; Poaceae. The record is from RefSeq and is a predicted model, not a curated record. Bases 45 to 497 code for a protein of 150 amino acids. The transcript has 2 exons. Gene Ontology annotation, molecular function: protein binding.